GCAAUAUGCUAAGAUCUUGGAUUGGGGUCCGUAUGAUAAGCAUCACUGUGUGCGUGUUGCACUUGCACUUGGUGAAGUGCAUUUUGGGAAUCAGACAUAUAAGACAAAAUGAAACAAUUUAAAUUAAAUUCUAAAUAAUUGAGCGACAAAUGUAGUAAAAAGUUGUAUAAAUAAAACUACAGUCACGAUGUAAUUCUCCGAACAAUUUAAUUUUUGCUUUUGUUGCGUGUCUGAUAGACCGCUGGAUGUAUUUUUUUAUAACCGCUAGAGCAUCAUUGAAGUGGUAAACCACCUAUUCAAUAAUUAUACAUAAUUUCGGUAACAUUCAUUAUUAAUUAUCUGAAAUACUUUUUCAAAAAAUUCGGCCUGUGUUCGAGCCUGCCCUUUGCCCUUUGUUUUAGUGUAAACGCGCUAUAAGCUACGACGAAAUGUCAUUGAAUACUUCUUUGCCAGUGGCCCUUUAAACGACCAGUGUGCGUCAACACAGUAAUGGCUGCAGAAGAAAAAAUCAUUGUUUUGAAGAAAAUUUAUAUUGAUUAGUGAAACAUAAAGCUCACCAUCCUCUUGCGUCGAGGUUCUGAAUAAUCUGAAUUUUGAAACUUUCAUCUGCGCUGGAGUACAUACAUGUCAAGCAAGGAAACACCUGCACAUAUGACAGUGCCGUCACAGUUGUUUAUUUUUCAACAGCACAACACUGAUAAGCGAGAACAAAAAAAGCACACAACGCGUGAUCUAGAUCGCUGCAAUGAGUAGUGUUUACUCAUCUUCCACUAUCUCGAACUGUGACCAAGAAGAAAGUGGUGUAUCCAGAGAUAGCGGGAUUAACCAAGUGCAAAACGUCGUACAAAUCGAUGAUACGAUGAGGCCCAUACGGCCUUACGUUUCGCGUCAGAGAACUAGCACCAACAGUGAGAUGGCGGUGGAAACAAAGGAACCAACGGACGACGAAGGUAUCGUUGAGUCGCCCAUAUUACAAGACGCCCGCAUGAACGAGAUGGAGGAAAAGUUAAGGCGAAAGUUGCAGUUUUUCUUCAUGAAUCCGAUCGAGAAAUGGGAAGCAAAGAGACGCUUCCCGUACAAGUUUGUGGUACAAGUUAUUAAAAUUGUGCUCGUCACAUUACAACUCUGUCUCUUUGCACAUUCCCGAUACACACACGUGAACUAUACGUGGGAUAAUACGGUCACAUUCUCCCAUCUCUUCCUGCGCGGCUGGGACAUUACAAUGGAGGUCAACAACUAUCCGCCCGAGACGGGUCCGCUCUCGGUGUAUAUGAUUGAUGAGUUCUUCAAAACGAUCGACUACGCUGCGUCGGGAUAUGCGAAUCUUCCGCAGGCGAUUGGGCCCUAUUCCUAUCCAACCGAGGACAACACAAUGGCACCCAUGCGACUGUGUCUGUACCGAUACAAGGACGGUACGAUCUUUGGAUUUAACGAAAGCUACGUGUUCAACCCGGAAAUUGACUCGCUAUGUGUGGACCUGUACCAGAACGUCACCGUCAACGGCAGCCAAGCAUAUCUGCACGAUAAAGAUAUUCAUAUAAACUUUUCCGCAUUGGUCAAGGCGGAACUUAAAUUUGCUAUCAAAACGGUCAACUUUAAGGCGGCUGGACCGAUAACGGCACCGGAUUGUUAUCGGUUCGAUUUACUGAUCCUGUUCAACAACCAGGACCACGAUGGCCAAAUGGUACUGCGGCUCGAAGCAGAACCAACACGGCUCGUAUGUCACGGUGAUGUAGAGUUUAUAAAAAACUCCCAGAUUGAUGACGCACUGCGUAGCUUGUUAAACAUUCUGGUGAUCCUGAUCUGUCUUCUUUCGUUUGGCCUCUGUGCACGGGCCAUUUUCCGGGCACAGAUUCUACGACUGAUAACGUGCGACUUCUUUAAAGAAGCCUACGGGAAGGAUCUUAGCUGCGAAGGCAAAUGGGAAUUUGUAAACAUGUGGUACAUUAUGAUCGUAUUCAACGACAUACUCCUCAUCAUCGGAUCGGCCCUGAAGGAACAGAUUGAGCGAAAACACUUCAUUGCAGACGAUUGGAACGUGUGUUCGCUGCUGCUUGGCGUAGGAAACUCACUCGUCUGGUUCGGCGUUCUGCGGUACCUUGGUUUCUUCAAAACGUACAACGUGGUCAUACUGACGCUAAAGAAAGCAGCACCUAAAAUUAGCCGCUUUCUUCUCUGCGCACUAUUGAUUUAUGCCGGCUUCACCUUCUGCGGCUGGUUGGUACUAGGACCGUACCACAUUAAAUUCCGCUCCCUUUCCACCACCUCCGAGUGUCUGUUCGCGCUCAUCAAUGGCGAUGAUAUGUUCGCUACCUUCUCGAUCAUGUCGGAGAAAUCAUUGAUGCUGUGGUGGUUUUGCCGCAUCUAUCUGUACUCGUUUACCAGCCUGUACAUCUACGUGGUACUGUCGCUGUUUAUUUCCGUCAUCAUGGACGCGUACGAUACGAUCAAGAAGUAUUACAAGGAUGGAUUCCCACAGUCCGACCUGCGGCUGUUCGUAGGACCAAUCAGCCCCAACGAUUUCUCCAGCGGUGUAUUUCGAGAGCACGAAGAAUUCGACCUAGAAAGCAUGUCGUUCUUCGACGUGGUAAAACGUUUAUUCUGUUUUUCUACCAGAAACCUCGGUCCGACUGGAUACACAUCGUUGCUACCAAAGGCUUCAUCUAGCUACGUAAACAAUUAGCCAAUUCCACUUCUUCUCAGUAUCUCGUUACCGAUUAAUUUGUUAUGAGCUUUGAAAUAAAUUUUACAAAACCAAAAGAAUUGUACAAAUAAA
Molecule: messenger RNA, 2776 nt
Organism: Anopheles funestus (African malaria mosquito)
Lineage: Eukaryota; Metazoa; Arthropoda; Insecta; Diptera; Culicidae
Product: mucolipin-3-like
Exons: 1
Coding region: 746-2683 (645 amino acids)
Cellular component (GO): lysosomal membrane; plasma membrane
Molecular function (GO): NAADP-sensitive calcium-release channel activity
Source: RefSeq, a predicted model, not a curated record